Molecule: messenger RNA, 1507 nt
Organism: Eublepharis macularius
Lineage: Eukaryota; Metazoa; Chordata; Lepidosauria; Squamata; Eublepharidae
Gene: SLC52A3
Product: solute carrier family 52 member 3
Exons: 4
Coding region: 104-1507 (467 amino acids)
Biological process (GO): riboflavin transport
Cellular component (GO): plasma membrane
Molecular function (GO): riboflavin transmembrane transporter activity
Source: RefSeq, a predicted model, not a curated record
UCAAGAGACAGACUUCAGGACCACAGACCAGGAAGCACAAAAGGACAUCAGUUGCCCCAAGAUGAAUUAGCCUCCUCUGCUCUGCCUGGGCCACUCAAGAACCAUGGCGCUGCUCACCCACUUGCUGGCCUGCAUCUUCGGGACAGGAUCUUGGAUGGCCAUCAACGGCGUGUGGGUCGAACUCCCCCUGCUGGUGAAUCACCUUCCGGAGGGCUGGUACCUUCCGUCGUAUCUGAUCAUCAUCAUCCAGUUGGCCAACGUCGGGCCGCUCUUCAUCACCCUGAUGCACAAAUGGAAGCCCCGGAUGUUGAGCGAGGUGCCCGUGGUCUGCGUCGUGGUCUCCCUGGGAGCUGCGGCCUGCUUCCUUUUGGCCUUUUUGUGGAACUAUACCACGUUAGUGGCCGGAAAGCCGCACAGCACGGCGUUCUUCAUCCUGGCCUUCUUCCUCUCCCUGGUGGACUGUACUUCUUCUGUCACCUUCUUGCCUUUUAUGGUGCGCCUCCACCCGCAAUACAUCCCCACCUUUUUCAUCGGCGAAGGCCUCAGUGGGUUGAUCCCUGCCCUCUUCGCUUUGGCCCAGGGUGCGGGGGUUUCUAGCUGUGUCAACGUAACGAUACCGAAUAACAACCCAACUGCUACCGGGGCAACCCUCGGCAAUGUGACCGUGGAAGAGGUCCACUUCCUUAUGAAAACCCAAUACUCCCCCGCCAACUUCUCCAGCCAGGUCUUCUUCAUCAUCCUUUCCGCCAUGAUGUUUUCCUGCCUCGCGGCCUUCUUCUUCCUCAACCGGCUGCCCAAGGUGUGGGAACUCUCGGCACAGAAUCUCUGCGCCAGCAGCAUCACCCUCAACUCAAUCCAGAAACUUCCCGUGGACGGACAAAGCCCCAUAGAGUUAGGAGUCUUCACAAACUACCCUGUGGAUGGGCAAAUGGCUAGCCCCACCAAAGAAGUGGACAAAGGAGACCCAGAGAAGGCCACCUACUCUCGGGCCCAGUUUGCCUUCAUCUAUUUCGUUGUCGCCUGGGUGAAUUCGCUGACCAACGGCAUCCUGCCGUCUGUGCAAAGCUAUUCAUGUUUGCCGUACAGCAACAUGGCUUACCACCUCGCGGCAACACUGAGCGCCAUGGCCAACCCUCUUGCGUGCACCAUUGCCACCUUUCUGCCUAGCAGAUCUCUCUCCAUCCUGGGGACCCUGGCGCUGGCUGGGACUGCCUUUGGAGUUUAUAACAUGGCGAUGGCGGCCAUGAGCCCCUGUCCCUUGCUGCAGCACUCGGCGUGGGGGGAUGCAAUCAUCGUUAUGUGCUGGGUUCUGUUCACCGGGACGCUCAGUUAUGUCAAAGUUAUGAUGGGGGUGAUUCUUCGCAGCCACAGCCACAGCGCCCUCGUGUGGUACGGAGCAGUGGAGCAGCUGGGAUCCCUGCUCGGAGCUUUGCUCAUGUUCCCGCUCGUCAACAUCUAUAGUUUAUUCAAAUCGGCUGAUUUCUGCAGCUUCCAGUGCCCGGCAUGA